Messenger RNA from Fusarium tjaetaba, 909 nucleotides. Its product is annotated as cytochrome P450 monooxygenase oxidoreductase. Lineage: Eukaryota; Fungi; Ascomycota; Sordariomycetes; Hypocreales; Nectriaceae. The coding region runs from base 1 to 909 and encodes 302 amino acids. The record is from RefSeq and is a predicted model, not a curated record. Gene Ontology annotation, molecular function: iron ion binding; 2 iron, 2 sulfur cluster binding. The transcript is spliced from 2 exons.
AUGGCCCAGUCAUUCUUGAAACGAUACUUUGGCCUCGGCGGCUCUGCUGCUCCCGCUCCCAGCCCUGUCACUGAGAAGAGCGCCGUUCGUGCUCUUCCCGCUUCAUGGUACACCUCAGUCGAGAUUGGCUUCAUCUGGAUCAACAUGGACGGCGCUAAGACCCCUGAGAUCGCCUGGGAGGAUGACUUUGACAACCUUGACACACAUGAGCGCUUCUCUCACUACAACUUUGACGACUACCAAUUUGACCACGUCUGGCAGAUGGAGGGCGACUACAACUGGAAGAUUCUUGCCGACAACUACAACGAGUGCUACCACUGCAAGGUCGCUCACCCUGAUAUCCCCACCAUCGCCGACCUCAACUCUUACUGGGUCGAGACACAGAAGUCUUACAUCCAGCACUUUGGUGCCCAGCGACAGGACCAGAUUGACCGCGGAUUCCGCAUCGCUGUCACAUAUUAUCUACCCAAUGCCUCCACCAACAUCUCUCCUCACUUCUUCAUGAUCCAGCGCUUCGUUCCUCUCAGCCCUACCCGCUCCAUCAUGCGAUACGAGUUCUUCCGCAACAAGAACUCCAGCGACGAGGACUUCAACCUCAUCACUGAGCUCUACAAGCGUGUCAUGUCUGAGGACAAGUACCUCUGCGCCAACGCCCAGAAGAACGUCAACGCUGGUGUCUUCAUCAACGGUGAGAUGCACCCCGAGAUGGAGCAGGGUCCUCUCUUCUUCCAGCAGAGCAUCCGAGAGCAGCUCCAGAACCACCACAAGAAGGAGCAAGAGGUCGGCCACGAGAUCUGGCCCGCCCAGCAGGAGGCUCCCCAGACUACCAUCAACUCCAAGGCCACAAGCUCUGCCAACUACUCAUCGGGCAUUGACAUCCGGCCAGCGCACAAGGCCAUCGUUGUUUAG